UGGAUCUAUUGUCAGGAGAGGAAAUUGGAAUCAAACAGCAGCAAGAGGCAGCUGGGCGGUCACAUCUGGGAAUGCAAAAUCGACCUCCCCCUCCUCCCGUCUCACCCUGGAUCACUUCAGAAAGCACUUCUGCUUCAUCCCCAGCCUCAACCAGAGGGAUUUCUUUCAUGGGGAUGUGUUCAAGGCAAGAGAGAAUUCAGAAGGAUAUCGACAUUGUGAUACAGAAGUCCAAGGCAGAGAAGGACUGUCUGUUUGCAGAUUUCAGAUACUCUGACUCCACUUUUACUUUCACCUACGUUGGAGGCACCAAAAGUGUAUCCUAUUCAGUGCAUGUAUCAGAAGAUUAUCCAGAUAAUACAUAUGUUUCAAGUUCAGACAAUGAUGAAGAUGUGCUAGUCACCACUGAGCCAAUUCCCAUAAUUUUCCAUCGAAUAGCAACAGAAUUAAAAAAACCCAAUGACAUUCCGUGUUGUUUAUCCAUAAAAUCAAAAUUACAAAAGGAAAAUGGAGAGGAGUCAAGACAAAAUAGUACAGUGGAAGAAGAUUCGGAAGGAGACAAUGAUUCAGAAGAAUUUUAUUAUGGAGGGCAGGUGAACUAUGAUGGGGAACUUCACAAACACCCACAGCUGGAAGCUGAUUUGACAGCAGUGAGAGAAAUAUAUGGGCCUCAUGCAGUUUCUCUCAGACAUGAAGAGGGAACACAGAAGGAAAGAUGUAAAAUGGAUUUGGAAUCAAACGGGGAAUAUGGAGCCAUUGAUGAUGUAGAUAUUGAUCUGCAUAUUGAUGUUAGCUUUCUUGAUGAAGAGAUUGCUGUGGCUUGGGAUGUGAUUCGUACGGAGCCUAUAAUAGUCCGAUUGCACUGUUCACUUACACAAUAUUUAAAUGGCCCAGUGCCCACUGUGGAUGUGUUUCAGAUUUCCACAAAAGAGAGAUUUGGAUUGGGACAUCAAUUAAAAAAAAUCAUGCAGACAUAUGUUACGCAACAAUGGAAACAAAGCAAAGAAAAAUCCAACUGCACACACAAUAAGAAGCUCUCAGAGAAGAAAGUGAAAUCCCCUCUUCACAUAUUUUCUACCUUGCGCAGGUCGCCGAGUUAUCCUCCCCCAGGUUGUGGUAAAAACAAAUCCAAACUGAAAUCAGAGCAAGAUGGCAUCUCCAAAACUCACAAGCUGCUGCGAAGGACUUGUUCCAGCACAGUCAAGGCUGAGGAUGUGUGUGGAACCAAGGCCCACAGGACCUUUGGUCGCUCCCUGUCCAGCGACCCCCGAGCUGAGCAGGCUGUGACAAUUAAAUCGCACAAGCUGCUGAGCCGUCCCUGUGCUGCAGCUGUCAAACAGGAGGAGUGCAUCACUCUAAAGCCGCAUAAACUAUUGACUCGCUCUUGUUCUGGGGACCCUCGAUGUGAGCACAACAGUACUUUGAAGCCCCACAAACUGCUAAGCAGGUCUUACUCCAGUAACCUGAGAAUGGAGGAACUAGAUGGGUUGAAGAAUCACAAGUUACUCAGCAAGUCUCACCCCAGUGCCCCCAAGUCAUCCAAAACAGAGCUUUUCAAGGAACCUAUUGCAGAGGGGAGGAGACUCUCUCUAACCUCAGGGCUUAUUGGUAUCUUAACACCGUCUACAUCUUCAUCGCCCCAGACUGCUCCAAAUUAUAAUGCAAAAUGCAUUCCAGUACGAGACCGAGGUUUUCUUAUACAGACAAUUGAGUUUGCUGAGCAACGGAUACCUGUACUAAAUGAAUACUGUGUAGUAUGUGAUGAACCCCAUGUGUUUCAAAAUGGCCCCAUGUUAAGGCCGACUGUGUGUGAACGUGAGUUAUGUGUAUUUGCUUUCCAAACUCUUGGAGUAAUGAAUGAAGCUGCUGAUGAAAUAGCAACUGGGGCUCAGGUGGUAGACCUGCUUGUGUCUAUGUGUCGAUCUGCCUUGGAAUCCCCCAGGAAAGUGGUUAUUUUUGAGCCAUAUCCGUCUGUAGUAGAUCCUAAUGAUCCACAAAUGCUGGCAUUCAAUCCUAGGAAGAAGAACUAUGACCGAGUAAUGAAAGCUUUGGAUAGUAUUACAUCUAUUAGAGAAAUGACACAGGCACCAUAUUUGGAAAUCAAGAAACAGAUGGAUAAACAGGACCCCCUUGCUCAUCCUUUAUUGCAAUGGGUUAUUUCAAGUAAUAGGUCGCAUAUUGUGAAACUGCCAGUUAACCGGCAAUUGAAGUUCAUGCACACUCCCCAUCAAUUCCUCCUUCUCAGCAGUCCACCAGCCAAAGAAUCCAAUUUUAGAGCUGCUAAAAAACUCUUUGGAAGUACCUUUGCAUUUCAUGGCUCUCACAUUGAAAACUGGCACUCCAUCCUGAGGAAUGGCUUAGUCGUUGCUUCAAAUACACGGCUGCAGCUCCAUGGUGCAAUGUAUGGGAGUGGAAUAUAUCUUAGCCCAUUGUCAAGCAUAUCAUUUGGUUACUCAGGGAUGAACAAGAAACAGAAGGUGUCAGCCAAGGAUGAGCCGGCCUCCAGCAGUAAAGGCAGUAAUACAUUACAGUCACAGAAAAAAGGACAACAAUCCCAGUUCUUGCAAAGCCGUAACUUGAAAUGCAUAGCCUUAUGUGAAGUUAUAACAUCACCAGAUCUGCACAAACAUGGAGAGAUAUGGGUCGUUCCAAACACUGAUCAUGUCUGUACAAGAUUCUUCUUUGUUUAUGAAGAUGGUCAAGUAGGAGAUACAAGCAUUAACACCCAAGAAGGAGGCAUUCAUAAAGAGAUUCUCCGGGUAAUUGGUAACCAAACUGCAACUGGCUAAAGGACCACUGUGGUUUCACUAUCAUGAUUUGAAAGCCUUCCUCGGUUUCAAAGCUGGAUUUUGAACUGAAGAAGAUAAAAAAAAUUGUUAUUACAAACAAAAUUAACCCUUUGAAUACCGAUUUUUUUCUUAGGAUUUCUAAUUCUCAUUAAAAUACCUAAAAUGGUAUGCAAUUUACCAACUGUAGGGGUAUGGAAUCUAGUAAUAAAAUUCAACAGCACUUAAACAAAAGUUUGGGCUGCUCACAAUAAAAAAAGAUUUAAAAAGGAGUUUUGUGCUGAUAUUUUUAUAUUAAGCUCUUUAAUUGGACAUUUUGGUAUUAUAUACCGGCAUUUUAAAUUUAGGUUAACCAAAAUAGAACAAAGAGAGAAUAUUUUAUAAUGGAGCCUACAUCUAUACAGGAUACUUUGCAAUAAGUAUUAUGUUUGUACAUUCUAAUGUACUAUAUUUAUUAGUACUAUGGAACAUUAGAAUGUCAUGGAAGGGAUGUUCCUUAUCCUAGUUGUUUUUUUUUCUAAAACAAAAAAUAACUAGGAUUUAGAUGCAGUUCCUUUCCCCCAAAAAAGUUAAGUAUAUAUGUGUUUUGCAUAUAUAUAAGCAUAUAUGUGUGUGUAUAAUUAUGACUAUAAAUAUAUUUAUACAUGCACACACAUAUGUGACCACACUGAUGGUGCAAACCUAGGAUCCUAUCCUCAUCCUGUAUGAAGACAGAAACUUCAAUAAUCAGUAAAUCUGGAUCUAAGUAAGAUAUGAGCCAACUCCUAGCCCCUUCAUUGGAAUUAUGGGUAACCUUUCAUUGAAAAUGUUUUGUGUACAAUUUUUCUAGUUGCCCAUGUUUUACAUAACAGGCUAAAGAAAAUAUUGUACAUAUUCAGCUCUCAAUGUGUGGAAGUUCAUCAUUUAAAUUUUGCCACCGUUUUGGGGGUUGAUAAAUUUCUACAUUAACUAAAUAUGAUGUUUAAUACUCAAUUUGAUGAUCAGUUAUUCAAAAUCAAUCCCUGAAAGUUUAAGCAGUAUUUUUUUUUCAUUUCCUACUAUGGGAAUGGAGGCAGUGUUGGUCAAUGGAAAGAGAACUGAACUAGAUUUCAGGAGGUGUGGUUUCUAGUCUUGGCCCUGUCAUUAAGUACCUUUGUGAUCUUGGGCAUCAAUUUCCUCAUCCAGACAAUGAGAUUAGAUGGAACUAAAUGAUUCCUAAGGUCCCUUCAAACUCUGACAUUGUGUAAUUCUAUUUUUUAAAAUAUUACAAUACCUUUGUGUUAUGUCAGAUUUUUUAGAUUUUUCCAUCUAAUACAACUUAUUUUUUUCAUAUUGAGAAAGAAGACAUAAAAGCUUCUUUUAUAUUAAAAGAAAGCCAAUAAGUUUAUAAAUUACAAUAUCCAUUCAAAUACCAGCUUUUUAAGAGUCACAUGCUUUUGAAAUCAUCCCUUUCCCCCCAUAUCCCAAGGUUCAUUGUGGAGCUUAAUUUAUAGUAUUCCAUUUGCUAAGGGAUCUUUGUGGAAUCAGUCUGAUUCUGUCAGCACUAACACUCAUGGGACUGCCGUGCAAUUCUGAGCCUGGAAUCAAGGUUUCUGUCUAUUAUUUCAUUAACACAAAUGUGAAUAUACACCUACCCCUCCCUAUACAUCAACUGUUGGUCAUUCGUACUCUGAUCCAACAAAAUCUCAUGUGAAAUAACCUCUGUUGAGCAUUUAAUAAAUUAGGAAAACUAUUAUACACACAUGAAUUCAAGCAGAAAAAUCAUUGAUGAUCACCGUUUGGAAAUAUUGAUGAUCAUAAUGAUAGCAUCUGCUUGCACCUGAUUACUGUUGAUCUUUGCUAUCUUAUACCUUUGUACCCAUGCCAUAUCUAGGAGUAGGGAUAUCUUGUAGAGGAAGGAGGUGAACCCCCAGUGUGAAUGGGUUCAUUUGGGGAACUUCUGCAAAAUAAAGGAAGGCUCUGCAUGUUUUUACCAAGCCUUUCCAAGUCAUCAAGGAAGUCCAUGCUUUACCUCCACCAUUUCAGUGAUAUAUAAAAAGGACUAAAUUAGCAUUGGAAUAAGAAGUACAUUUUUUAAGCCCCUGGAAAAGAGAACCCAUACAGUAUAAAACUAAUUACAAAGUUAACACAUGAAGAAAAAGUAGCUAUGUUUAAUGCUAUGCGAUAAUAUAAUGGAACAAAAUAUUUCUUUUAUCAUGUUAAACUUAAAAUAAAUUCUAAUGAGUGAAAAAAAAAUAGUCCUCUCCCAUGAUAUGGGAUAACUUUAGCAUAUUACAUUGCAGGUAUGACUGUUUUAGGUGAUGAGGUGGGAGAAUUAUUUAGCUGAAUCUUCCUGGGCAAAGUAUCUAAGCAGAAUUAAUUUUUAAUGAUCAAUUUACAAACAAUAUAUAUUUGAUGACAUUACAGUCCAGUGGUAAAGAGUGUCACAAUAUUAUCUUAAUCUAAUUUUAUUUGCCAAACAAUAUUGAUUUAGGAAAUAUUGUGACUCAGAAAUCCAGGGGGUUAUUUGUCAACUUUAAUAUUCAAGGGGUUAAAUAUUAUGAUUAUUUCUUAAUUCAGUAGCCCAAUUUAAAAAUAUUUGUUUAGUACUGAGACUUGUUCAAUGAUUCUAGAUUUUGAUGCUGUACUAGUGUUUUUUCUUAAUGACUUGAAAAUUGUUGACUGAUGCUGUAUGAUAAUUUUAUUAAUUUUGUACACGUGAUACUAAAGAAUCCACUGAACAAGCUAAUAUUUUAUUUUCAUUCAUGAGGAUGUGGUCAGGUAUAGGAGGUGGCGUAGAAAGGACAAAAAGAAGAGCUGGUUUAAAGAAUCUACUUUCUCCUCUUCAUUUGUAAACAUUAUACUACUUGGAUAGAUGUCCUUUUAUGACAUUAUGACAACAAAAGAAGUAUAUUCAUAUCAUAUUUGAAAAGAGUAAAAAGUAAUGAUGUGCUAAAAUAACCUAUUCAACUGGAAUUAGAUGAUUGCAUUUUAAUGGAAAGGGGUUUUAUUUCGUUUUGGUGGUGGUUGGCUUUGGCUUUGGUAAAUUGUUUAAACAAGUUAAGGUUUUUUUAAAUUAAAAUUUGAGAUAAAUAAUACAACUUUACAUCCUUAUUUAUUGUCAAGUAAUUUUUAAUUGCCAAGAUCAAUCCUAACACUUUCAUUUCAAACAAUAGAUAUUUGUCAUAAAAUAUUUUUUAAAUUUGGAGUAAAUUCUUUAAUUUUCUUCUCUGGCAAAAGUAAAAAGCACUAAAUGUGCAGUUUUCAUCAUCCAGUUAAUAUGUUGAGUGGAUUUUAGAAGUUUGAAAUGUGAUUAACAUAAUGUUAAAUAUAGCAUAUAGGCCAUGGGGACAGAAUAUUUAAGGUGCAACAUUCACAAUCCUUGUUAAGGAAUUUGGGUAAUUUCAUUUGUCCAUAAUUUGAUGUAUCAUAAAUUUUAACUUGACCCUAUGGCUUCAUACCCCUGAAUGGAUAUUAAUGUUAAGUUGCUACUUUGAGCAUUUUGGAACUAAUGACUCUUAAAAAAAUAUGGUGUAAAUCUGUCUUGACUCAAUAUUUCAUUACAACACUACCUCAGGAUAAAAGAGAGGCCAAUGUUUUACAUGAAAAUGUUUCUCCCUUUUGAGGAGCAAGAAGAAUAUCACAAAUUGGAAAAAUCAACUGCUUUGUAAUGCAGCCAUUCAUGGGCAAAGGAAUCAUCAACUUUGCCCCUCUUAAACUCUUGAGAAUACAGUGAGAUUCCUGUUUAAGACACUAAUGUCCAAAAACAGAGAUAAGUUCCAGUUCAAAACUAUUGAUUCCCUAGUUCCACUAGCUUUCUACAUUGACUGGUUUUUCAUACCCUUAGUGAAACCUCAACCCCCAGUGGGUGAAAAUUAGGAGGAGUGAAAUGGGCAACUUGUUUCAGUUGGCCAACUGAAGUUUCAAACUUUUUGGGCAGUUGAUUACUAGUGAUUUUUAUUUCUUUUGUCAGAAUGUAGAAUUGAUGUAUAUUAUUACCCAGCCAAUAUUUCUUUGAAGUUUUGUAUACAGUAUGAUAUAUUAGGUAUAAGUUUUUGUAGGUCAAAAGAAUUUAAGUAGCUUUUAGACAAAAUAUAUCUAGAGUGUGAAAAAGCUGUGUUGAAGAAUAGAUGACAUUAAACAUUUACCAGCAAGUCAAUAAAAGUAAUCCUGAUACAUUCAACAUAAUUUAAUGUUCUGAAAUUAUUUUCUUCAAUUUGCCCAAUAUUUACUGUAUCUUUGAGUAAAAAAAAAUACAGUCAUUCCUUUAUGUAAACAUUAAGAUAUGCCUCUGUUUCUUUAACUAUACAGCCUUCUUGACAAAUUUCUUGAAUUUUGUGCACAAAAUAGUAUUGCAGCCUGCUAUUUAGCCUCUGGUGCCUUAGAGUUAUUAUAAAUAUUUAACGAUAUGUACAUAAUGUAAAUACUGCCAAAAGAUCACUAAGGCCAAAUAUUUUCUCUAUCACUUUUUAUGGCACUUGCUUUCUAUUGCUACUUUAGCCUCUUUUAUCCAGCUUUGUAACAGUUAUAACAUUGUAGCCAAUGUAAAUGUUUACUUUCAAUAAAUCUGAAUUUGUUCAACAAGUACU
This is a messenger RNA of Dromiciops gliroides (monito del monte), 7330 nucleotides long. It is a transcript of the gene PARP8, whose product is annotated as poly(ADP-ribose) polymerase family member 8. Gene Ontology annotation, biological process: endoplasmic reticulum unfolded protein response. Lineage: Eukaryota; Metazoa; Chordata; Mammalia; Microbiotheria; Microbiotheriidae. Gene Ontology annotation, cellular component: nuclear envelope; membrane; endoplasmic reticulum tubular network. The record is from RefSeq and is a predicted model, not a curated record. Gene Ontology annotation, molecular function: protein serine/threonine kinase activator activity; kinase binding; NAD+ poly-ADP-ribosyltransferase activity. Bases 72 to 2786 code for a protein of 904 amino acids. The transcript is spliced from 28 exons.